AUGCUCAAGUUGUCACAAUCGAAUCUUCAUACACUUGAAAUGAUUUCUUUCCUGAUUCUUCUUCUUGCCAAAACGAUUGUCGCAGACUGCGAAUGCGGAUAUACUGCGAAUGUCAAUUCGAGCGAUGUCACGGCUCCGACAACGUGGUUGUUCACUGAUAUCCUGGAAUCUGAUUUCUUUCACAUCGACAAUAUAACGUUAGAUACCGACUGGUAUGCACAGAACUAUUCUAUGACCCCAGAGGCGGCGCAGGGUCCUUAUGGAAUCAACUAUACCUUGUCGCAAGUGGUUAUCAAUCAUAUUUCGGAUCCGAGAAACUGGACUGGACCUGGCGAACUUGGAGGAGAUCCUGGAUUGAGGUUGACGGUUGAAGCUGGAACACCAAAGGAUGGAUAUGUCAAGACCGGACAGGUGAACUCUGCUAGAACAGAUAUGAUAUGGGGAACAUAUCGGGCAUCGAUGAAGUUGACUCCAAUAAACGGAACAUGCGCUGCGUUCUUUUGGUAUUUCGACGAUAGCCAGGAGAUUGACAUGGAGUUCUUGUCCGAUCAAUUCAAUUUCGAAAACGACACUUUCCCAGUAAAUCUGGUCCUACAAGCCGAUAAAAGCAAAAAGACAGGAUUCAACAGCGCGGACACAGGGAAUUAUCGAAGAGUCAACCUCCCUUUCAACCCUACCAACGCGUAUCACAAAUAUCGAAUAGAUUACCUACCUGGUUCAAUUGUCUUCUACGCAGACACCGAAGUACUCACAAGAUUCGACGCCUCAACAACACCCUUCUCACCAGGCCAUCUAAUCCUCACACACUGGAGCAAUGGAAAUAUCCUCUGGUCCGCCGGUCCACCAAUAGAAAAUGCCACAUUAUCGGUCGGAUAUGUCAAAGGAUACUUCAACUCUUCUCUUCCGAAACGACAAGAAGAUUGGAAACUACGAUGCAAAGAUCCUUCCGCAAAGGGCGCAGUCUGCAUCAUCCCAGACCAAAACACAGCACCCGAUCCCACUGUUAUGACAGCACCAGAUAGCAACCUCACCAGUGCUCAAGGCAAUUUCUUCAGUAACAACGAAAACCAAACUGUCAAUCAGACUGUUUACCAUAAAAGUACUGCACAACGCGACAUCCAUGGAGGAUUUACCGUGUUGGGAACGGUGGGGAUUGCGGUGGUUGUAUUUGUAUUUCUGUUUCAGUGA
This is a messenger RNA of Glarea lozoyensis ATCC 20868, 1188 nucleotides long. RefSeq names its product Concanavalin A-like lectins/glucanase. Lineage: Eukaryota; Fungi; Ascomycota; Leotiomycetes; Helotiales; Helotiaceae. The transcript is spliced from 3 exons. The coding region runs from base 1 to 1188 and encodes 395 amino acids. Gene Ontology annotation, molecular function: hydrolase activity, hydrolyzing O-glycosyl compounds. The record is from RefSeq and is a predicted model, not a curated record. Gene Ontology annotation, biological process: carbohydrate metabolic process.